AUGAACACCAGUGCCCACCCUGCCGGGCUCUACCAAUCCUCCCCCUUGAGCAGCAGCUCCUCGACACUCCGGCCGCGUGCUCCUCGUUUGAUCUCCUACGUCGAAGAUGAUACCACGGUCGAGACCACGGCCAUCUCCACAUCCUCCUUGUCCACCCCGCCACGGUUUCCGAGCAGAGGCGUCUCCCCGAACACCGGUGGCAGUCGAACCAGAUCUACGGACGACCAACGAGAUGGUGGCGGGGCAAAUAAUCCCCGUAACAGAACUGCCUCAGACGCGUCAAAAGCCUCCGCAGGAAGAGCAAGAGCAGGAGGGAGUCAAGGCCUAUGGGAGUCAUGGUCGUCAAUCCAAGGUCUGGCUUCGACACUUUUGGGAGAUGUCCACAGCCCAUCCAAGGACAAAACGGACAAGCCAUUCAAGACGCCCGUCUGGAUGAAGCAGGAUAAGCGGUAUGGUCCUAAACGACCGACUGCGCAAUGGGGCCCCAGCUCCGAGCCUUCGACGGUGGAGGCUGCCAUUACAGUCCCGGGAGCAAUCGAGGAGCGACAAGCCAUGGUGCAAGCAAAGAAGAGGGAGGUGUUAUUGCUAGCUAGUGCGUCAGAAAGCCGUGAUGGCUCUGGACGAUACAAGAGAAGAGAUUCCGAUGCGGGCUUGUCCUCUACCAACGCAAACGGCCUGGCCGACUCGGAUGCCGACGCCCUCGUUUACCUACACAAAGUCCAGAAAAAUGACACUCUGGCUGGCGUCGUUAUCAAAUACAACUGUCAAGCCGAGGUUUUCCGGAAGAUCAAUCGAUUCUGGCCCAACGACAAUAUCCAAACAAGGAGUCACGUCGUGAUACCGCUGGAAGGGUGUACGGUAAGGGGCAGAAAGGUCGACAGUCCCUACUUGUCCAAAGAGAUGUUCGAUUCUGGCUUCGGGCUGGACCAGUUGAGCCUCCGCGCCGCACCUGCUUCAUCACCAGCGGAAAGUGGCUCAUCCGCUGCUGUGAAUGGGACACAUGUACCUGUGCAAGGCAAUUCCGCGACCUUAUCGACUAGUUUCACCUCCAACCCCUCGUCCCUCAUUACAUCCAUGUCUCAAGAGACAGAAUUCAGACACGAUUCCUGGGUCAUGCUACCCAAUUUCAAAGAGGCAGUAGAGAUUGUGCGCGUCCCGCGUCGCGCCUUGGGCUACUUCCCUCGCCCCCGGCGAAAAUCAAACGCAACGCUCACCGACGCUUCUACUCCCUCCACGCCCAAGACCUCAUUCGACAUGCUCCGUCAUCCACCGACUCAUGCAGCGCAGACCACAGCAUCCUUGAAUACCUCCCCGGUCCGCCGGCCUGGAGUGACGUCCCGACUUAGCUCCACCUCCAGCCGGCAACGCUCGUCCAGCGUCACAGGCGGGUCCUUUGCCGAAGCCCUUCGAGGCCCCGGCGGGGUGGGAAACCUGCGCGGCCUGCGCACCGAAGCUGCCCGUCCAGGGCCCGCGGAGGACCCUCUCAACCGCCAAUUCGCCCAGUAUCUGCCCGACCUGCUUCCCCCUUUGCAACAAACACCACCAUUGCGGUCUGGCUUCAGUCUGCGUCUUCCGACCCCGCGGGCCGCUACGCCACGCGCAAGCACGGACUCGAUGCGGAGCACACGGUCAAACUCGAAUGGCUCCGGCCUGGGCGAGGUGGGAGGCGCGAUCGAAGGGUGGGUGAGGAAGAUCGCUGGAGCAAAGAGCCACAGAGGCGCGACCGUCGACAAGAUGGGCGAUCUGAUCGAGUUGGAAACCAACACUGAAGACACCUCAGGCCUGGACUCGAACGGGGAUGGUAGCAGCACAGGCGGAAAUGGCCAGAUUGCUGCAGCAAACCCCGAUAUGGACACUAUUACGUUGGCUCAGAAGGCCACCAUGACAGCAUCGGCAUCAACGUCUGCGUCAGUGUCAGCGACCGAAGAAGCAUUGUUGAAUGAACGCUUCCCCAUGCGCGGCCGGUUGAGGAAUGCGAAUGCGUACUCGAGAAUGGAUUCAUCUUCAGGAAAAGACAAAAAUGCCUGA
This is a messenger RNA of Capronia epimyces CBS 606.96, 2028 nucleotides long. RefSeq lists its product as uncharacterized. The transcript has a single exon. The coding region runs from base 1 to 2028 and encodes 675 amino acids. The record is from RefSeq and is a predicted model, not a curated record. NCBI's taxonomy places the organism in Eukaryota, Fungi, Ascomycota, Eurotiomycetes, Chaetothyriales, Herpotrichiellaceae.